Molecule: messenger RNA, 850 nt
Organism: Sebastes umbrosus (honeycomb rockfish)
Lineage: Eukaryota; Metazoa; Chordata; Actinopteri; Perciformes; Sebastidae
Gene: commd8
Product: COMM domain containing 8
Exons: 5
Coding region: 85-615 (176 amino acids)
Source: RefSeq, a predicted model, not a curated record
CUCAUUUUUCCCAGGCCAUUGAACGCAGCUCACAAUACCAUGUGACUGACGUCAGCUGACCAGCAGGCGGAACUAGAUGACAACAUGGUGGUUUCACUGAGCAGGCUGCCUGUCACAGACUGUCUGAAAUUUUGUCACAGGGUGGUGGAUGGACUGUGUGGGCGGGAGCCUCCUCGCAGGGGGGAUUACAGUGGUACCUGGAGCUUGGAGGAGUGGCUAGAGCUGCUCAACUCCCUCACAGCCCUCUUCCGCCUGGCAGUGGGGAACAACAGCUCUGAUGAAGAGGUGCUGGCAGGGCUGGCAGAUGUGGGCAGCUGCCACGCUGAGGCUGUGCUGAGUGUGCUAAGAGCCAGACGGGAGGAGAUCCACAACGCUCUGCUGGACAGAACCAACUCCAUCUCCUCUGCUACUCUGCAGGACUUUGACUGGCAACUUAAGCUCGCUCUGUCCAGUGAUAAGAUCUCAUCUCUCCACACUCCUCUGCUCAGUCUCAGUCUGGAUGUGAGAGAGAACAGAGCCCUCCGUUCUGUCACCAUGGAGAUGAACAGAGAGGAGUUAAACACCCUCAUCAGUUCACUAGAGGCUGCUAAUAAGGUGGCGCUGCAGUUGAAAUGAUGGAAAAAUUGUGGAUCACCGAUUUAAACUAAAGGAAGCCCAGUGGAUGGAUGACAUGGUGUCGAUUCUCUGCCAUGAUGUUGUUUGUUGGAGACACAAUGACUGUCUGGAAUUUCAAUAGUGUAUAUGAGCAGUUGAACACUCUCACUUUAUGUUUUUGUAAUACACUGUGUUGUAUCAUGAAUGUGUCAAAUAAAUGUCUCUUUGCCUUUUGAUUAUGAGGAAUCUUAUUCAA